GAGUUUCCUUUCCCUCUGUCACCCAGGCUGGAAUGCAGUGGACACAAUCAGGGCUCCUUGCAGCCUCAACCUCCUGUGCCCAAGUGAUCCUCCCACCUCAACCCCCUAAGUAGCUGGGACUUCAGGCAUGCACCACCAUGCUCAGAAGAGGAAGAGCUGAUAACUAGCGGUAUGAAUUUUUUCCCGAGAAACUUUGGAUUCCGACAGACUCGAGGCUACAAGAGCUUAGCAGGGCGUCUGAGCCACGCGCCCCUGGUGCUGCUGCUCCUCUUCUUCACACUCUUCACUGGGCUCCUGGUGGCCAUCCUUGUCCAAGGUUCCAAGAACCCCAGCUCCCAGAGGCAGGAGCAGUCCAAGCAGGAGGAGAUCUUCCAGGACCUGUCCCAGCUGAAGGCUGCAGUGGAACGCCUGUGCCGCCGCUGCCCCUGGGAAUGGACAUUCUUCCAAGGUAACUGUUACUUCAUGUCUAACUCCCAGCGGAACUGGCACGACUCCAUCACUGCCUGCCAAGAAGUGGGGGCCCAGCUCGUCGUAAUCAAAAGUGCUGAGGAGCAGAACUUCUUACAGCUGCAGUCUUCCAAAAGUAACCCCUUAGCUUGGAUGGGACUUUCAGAUCUAAAUCAGGAAGGCACGUGGCAAUGGGUGGACGGCUCACCUCUGUCAUCCAGCUUCAAGCAGUAUUGGAACAGAGGAGAGCCUAACAAUAUCAGGGAGGAAGACUGUGUGGAAUUUAACGGCAAUGGCUGGAAUGACGACAAAUGCAGUGUUGCCAAAUUCUGGAUCUGCAAAAUGUCUGCAGCCUCCUGCUCCAGAGAUGAAGGGCGGCUUCUCCCCUCAGCCUCUGUAUCCCCGACUGCCCAUGCAGCAUAGCGGAACUUCACCACUUUUAAGCCAGGGUUCCUUCCCUCCAUCCUUGGACCGUCACAAAAUCUCUGGGACCGUUCUCUAUCAGAUUCUUUAUUUUUGUUUUGUGUUGUGAGAUAGGGUCUCUGUCACCCAGGCUGGAAUGCAGUGGCAUGAUCACAGCUCAUUGCAGCCUCAGCCUCCUGGGCUCAAGCGGUUCUCCCACCUCAGCCUCCUGAGUAGCUGGGACCACAGGUGCGCAUCAAGCCCUGCUAAUUUUUACACUUUUUGUAGAGACAAGAUCUUGCUAUGUUGCCCAGGCUGGUCUUGAACUCCUGAGCUCAGGUGAUCUGAUGGCCUUGGCCUCCGAAAGUGCUGGGAUUACAGGCGUGAGCCACUGUGCCUGGCCUCUGUCAAAUUCUUCAUCCCCAUGGGCCUGGGUCCAGUCUGUCCUUCUUCGGAUGUCUCCAAGGUCCCCUGGUGUAGAGCUUGCGUUUCUGGUUCAUCUUUGGAGCUUUAUAAGUGACCUGGUGUGGAAUGCCUUUGGAGAGUCGGCUUGGUGUGUUCCAUUAACCUACUCUCUCUUUCUUUUGGAGAUUAGAGGAUUUGGAUUGCCAUGUGUAGCUGCUACGUCCCCUGAGGCUUUAUCUCAUCCGUGCAAACUACCAUUUGCUCAAUUUCUGUCUACCAGCCCCUGAACCCCUUUGACUGGGGACUUACUGGUUGCCAGAGCUCAUCUUGCAGGCUGGAAGCACCAGGGGAUUAAUUCCCCUGGUCAACCAAUGGCACCCAGAGAGGGCAUAGAGCUUCCACGCAACCCCUUCCACCCCCACAUCCUCCUUUCUUUUAUGCAUCUCUUCCAUUUGGCUGUUUCUAAAUUGUAUCCUUUAUAAUAAACUGGUAAACACUGUAGCCACAGAAGUAGCCCAAUCUGGUUCAACUUUGUGUAACAAAAUGGCCAGUUAUUUUUCAGUUGCCAUAGACACCCAGGUUGCAAGUUACGUACCUUGAUCAUGCCCAAAUGAACCAAGCAAGCAGCUACGGGCAGAACCUAAGUGUUCGAUGCAACAAAUGGGGACUGAAUUAAGAAGUGGACACCACAUGGCAUGAUCUAUGAUCCAAUCAGAUUGCACUCUGACAUCAUCCCAUGGUAUGAUCCAAUCAGAUCAAGCCUCCCACAUCACCUCAUUACAUGAUCCAAUGAGGUUACGCUUCACUACCCUCUGUAUGUAAAAUGUGCAGCAGCCCCCAGCUCAGAGAGACAGAUGUGAGCCAGACUAGUCUCUCCUUGCUUGGCUGCCUUGAAGUAAACUUUUAUCUCUACAAAAUCUGUGCUUUGUUGUUUGGUUUUCCUUUGCGCAUGGGUAAACAGACCCAAUUCAGUUCUGUAAGAACAUAAGCAAAAUGUUUUCCUGAGUUCUGUGAGUCAUUCUAGCAAAUUACAGGACCUGAAAGGAGUUGUGAGAACCCCCAAUUUUUGUUGGGCAGGCGGAAGUGUGGGUGGCCUGGGCACCCCCUUUGCGCCUGGAAUCUGAAAUAGGGUUAUUCCUGUGGGACCGGGCUUUUUUAACUUGUGGAAUGUGGUGCUAACUCCAGGUGGCCAGUGUUAGAAUUAGAUAAUAUUUUGGUGUAAAAAAGACUCUACAAAUGCCACCUCCCUUCUACCAGUGUUGACCCCAAGGACAUUCCUUCAUAAGCAGCUUGCAGGCUAAAUUCCACCUCAUUUAGAGUCAACCUUCAACAGACAGGGGAACUGUAAAGCUUGUCUGUACCAUCUCCCUGGAGUGCAGAGGCUCCCAGAGGAGCUGAGUCCAGUCACCUAUGUGGGUCAGAAGCUCGUUGAUGCCUCUGGAUUGACUUUCUUCCUUUCCCUACUUGACUGUCUUCACUUUUUCCCUCCUCUACUGAUGCUUCUUGGAAUCUCCUCCCAGAUCAACUACUUGUAUCCAAACCCUUGUCUCAAGCUCUGCAUGUAAGGAAACCCAAGCCAACUUAUAAUAUUUUGAUAACUACUAGGCAUGGCACUUGGUGUGGGUGUGUCGGUUGUGUUUGUGUGUGUGUGUGUGACGAUCUCACUUUUUCACCCAGGCUGGAGUGCAGUAGUGUGAUCACGGUGGCUCACUGCAGCCUCGAUUUCCCGAGCUCCACUGAUCCUCCCACCUCAGCCUCCUAUGUAGCUGGGACUAGAGGCAUGCACCACCACAACUGGCAGAGUUUUUUAUUUUUUUGUAGAGACAAGGUCUCAGUAUGUUGCCCAGGCUGGUCUCGAACUCCUGGGCUCAAGGGAUCCUCCUGCCUCAGCCUCCCAAAAAGCUGAGAUUAUAGGGAUGAGCCACCAAGCCCUGCCCUGUUAUGGUUCUUCUUUAUUCAAAAUGUUCUCAGCCACUCUUGUGAAAUAUUUUAGAUGAUUUUUAAAUUACUCUAUCUUUAAACCUUUUAUUUUGCUUUUUGAAUGUCAGUCGUGCACAUGGAACUGAAACAUUAAGCUCUACAGUGAAAACAAAAGCUGGCUCACUUCUCAUUCUCUGACCGCAAGAGGUUAUUCUCCCUAGUUGCAACCUCUUUAUCAUAUUCCAGAUAAUCUGCUUGUCAGGUUUGUUUUUAAAUCUGUUUGGCAAUCCUUCAAUAGAAUUUUGAAAAAUCUAUCUGUGAGCAGACAGAGGCUGAGGAUUUUUAGGAACCUACUCUGUAUGUCUGAUACUGUAAUGGUGAAUAUAUGUCAUUAUACAUUCGUCCAAAACCAUAGAACGUAGAACACCAAGAGUGAACCCUCAUCCAAACUAUGGACUCUAGGUAAUAAUGACAGGUCAAUAUCAGUUCAUCAAUUGUAAUAAAUACAACACUUGGCCAGGCCAAGUGUUCUUCUUAUAUGAGGUAUCCAGAUAAACUCAUAGCGAAAGAAAGCAGAAUGGUGAUUAUCAGGGGCUAGGAAGGGAAGGGAAUGGGGAGUUAGUGUUUAAUGCGGUCAGAGAUUUAGUCUGGGAAGGUGAAAAAAGGUGGAGAAAGUUGGUGGUGAUGGUUGCCCAAUAAUGUGAAUGUACUGAAGUCACUGAAUCAUAUUCUUAAAAAUGGUUACAAUGUUGGGAGGCCAAGGCAGGCGGAUCACUUGAGGUCAGGAGUUUGAGACCAGCCUGGCCAACAUGGUGAAACCCUGUCUCUACUAAAAAUACA
Messenger RNA from Pan troglodytes (chimpanzee), 4014 nucleotides. It is a transcript of the gene CD209L2, whose product is annotated as immunity adhesion receptor CD209L2. The record is from RefSeq and is a predicted model, not a curated record. The transcript has 7 exons. Bases 172 to 870 code for a protein of 232 amino acids. NCBI's taxonomy places the organism in Eukaryota, Metazoa, Chordata, Mammalia, Primates, Hominidae.